Molecule: messenger RNA, 3846 nt
Organism: Schistosoma mattheei
Lineage: Eukaryota; Metazoa; Platyhelminthes; Trematoda; Strigeidida; Schistosomatidae
Source: the annotation of a GenBank genome assembly
AUGGCCACCACUACUACUGCUCCGAAUGUUACCUACAUUUCUAUGAUUGGCUUUUGGAUUAUGAUUUUGUCUUCGAGUGUGUGCGGAACUUUUGUUUUACCUGAAUUCCAAUCGGUUCCUGAAUCAGUUGUUUAUUAUGCGAAAAAUGAUCCUAUCAACAAGAUUUUGAAGAUCUGUUGUGAUAUUUGGCCGAAAUGGCCUUUAGGAAGCUUAGCCUAUUAUUCAACGUAUCAUUUUCAUCAAUUAUCUGAUAAUACUUCUAAUCAACCAUUCACAACAAUAACAGAUAAGAUUGCUCAUCAGAGAACUAUUUAUCAUGUGCCUUCUAAUUUUACAUGUGAUCUCCAUUUAUUCAAUCAUAAUAAUAACAAUAAAACAUUGAAAUCAAAGAAUUGUCUUUGUUUUUCAAGUGUUACUAGUGUUGAAUUGUUUUCAGGUGAAAAGUUUUAUUGUUUGGCCAGUACUGAUUUUGGUUCAAUUAUAAGUAAACCGUUUCAAAUAGCAUUAAAAUUCUCUUCCAAUCCUUCAUUAAAAAAUGUUUUAUGCAUGAAUUUGGAUGGUAGUCUAUUGGAUAUUGAUACGGUCAAUGACAUUAGGAAACCAAUAAAAAUAACUGCUUAUGAAAGUCAGAAUAUAACAUUACCUUGCGUAUUCAGUUCUCCACAACCAUAUGUGGCUAAUGUGAGUCGAGUUAUCGGUGUAUCUAAUGGAAAUCAAAAGUUCGACUCUUUAUUUGGCGUUUUAGAUAUAUAUAAUUUGGCGAAGAAUGAUGAAGGAUUGUACUUUUGUACAGCUAACAAUAUUACUUCUUAUGCCUAUCUAAAGGUUCUUCCUUCACCUCAAUUAAUCGUUUAUCCACAGAAUAUUAAAGCGAAUAUAGGAGAUUAUGUUAAUUUAUCAUGUAUAAGUUCUAUAAUUGAUAUAACACCGACUUGGUAUUUCAACGGAAUUCCUGUUCAAUUUGCAGUGUCUAUAAAUCCAUACCAUACAUCGUUGUUAAUUAAUUCAAUGCAAUUAUCAAAUGUCGGUAUAUAUCAGUGUAUUCUUGAAAAUGAUGUCAAUAAUAUAUGGAUAGAUGGAAUAAGUACAGUUAGUUUACGUGAACAAUCAUUAUUUACAAGAGAUGAAUUCAAUUCUGCUUUAUCAAAAGUUACAUUUCCUUUGCGUCAUCAUGAAAUUGAUUUAUUUAAGGUGGAAAUCGAUCCAUAUCACCAAGUUGUUGAUGAUAUUACAAAAACUCUGCACAAUUUAUUACCCAUUGGAAAUAGUAAUAGUCUAUCUGAACGUUUAAAUAUUUCAUGUCUUUUAAAUUUGAUUCAUGUAAAAUGGUUGAAAGUUGACAGCUCAAAUUCAUUAUUACCAAUGAAUAGUAAUAUUAAUGAUACCAAUAACUAUAAUAAUAAUGCUUCAAAUCAUAAAUUACAAUGUUCUACACCGUAUAUAAUUGAUAUCAAUGUGACUAGAUCAACUGAUUUUGGUUUAUACAGUUGUAAUAUAUAUUUUGGUGAACAGUUAAUAUAUGAACGUUAUUUCAGACUUAUGGAAUCUGUUAUUUCAUCGUAUUCAUUAAAUAACGAUUUACAAUUUAACUAUUCCACUAAUGAAUUCACUAAUCUUCAUCACAGAAGCUCUAACAAGAUGGAUAGUUUGUUGCAUAAUGGUCAAGUGACUAAUCCUUUUUAUCGUACACGUCGUAGUCAAGAACACAGAGUUAAUGAAUGGUCUUCAUCUUCUGAACAUAUCGGUUCACUGCCUUUGUUAAAUUUAUCAUUUCCAAGAAGUUCAUAUGAACAUUUAUAUAAACCGAAUGCGACAACUGUUGGUGACAAUUUAGCUGUACUAAUUAGUUGGAAUUCAAUAAACUGUGAUUUUUAUCGUAUUGUUCUCAGAUCACAUAUUCCAGAGUCAGAUGGCUUAUUUGAUCGGUCAACAAUUGAUGAAACAGUAGAAGAAUGUUGUAGUCAUGACAUAGCAUGUUGUUUGAAAAACAAACAUUUCUACUUGACUAAUCGUCAUCCUGGUGAAUUGGUACCAGGUAAAAGUUAUCAAUUUCGUAUAAAUGCUAUUAAACAAAUAAAUAAUGAUGAUCGGUUAGUUGAUAAGAGUCCAUGGUCUGAAACUGUUAGUUUUCAGCAUAUUUCUAAAGUUGCUCCAGUCAUUACAGAAACUGAACGAUUGUCGGAUGGUGGAAUAUUAACUCGUUGGACAUUAGCUACAUCUGCUGUUGGAUUCCCUAUUGAUCAUUUUCUUCUACUCUAUCGUCCAGAAGAACGUUCAGCCAAUGGAAGAAUCACUUAUAAUGGAUUUAAAGCAGUUUUCGUUGAUGGAUCUAAUGCUACAGAACACAAGCUACAGGCUUUAGAAUCAGGUAAAGGGUAUCAAAUUGUGGUUUACGGCGUGUAUACACCUCCUGGAUUCGACCCACAAUCGACAAUCUUCACAGGUGGAUUGAAUGGACGAAAAAUUACUCAAUUCAGUCAUGAAGUGUUUGUAAAGCCACGUUCAAUUUCAUUAUCUACAAAUGAAGAUUUGGAUAAACACGAUUCAUCAGCUCUACGCUCCAUAUCAAAAUCUCGUGAAUUAUACAAUGCUAAAAAUGUGAUUGCAUUUAAUUCCACUGAAUCAAAUCGACUAAUGUUCUUAAUUUUUGGUGCUUUAACUGGUGUAAUGCUUUUAAUUAUGAUCUGUUUAGUUGUAUUAUGUGUAUGGCGUCAAAGACGACGUGAUAAACAUUGUUUAAUAAUGAAUAAUUCUACUAAUGGAUGUAAUGUUAUUUCUUGUAAUUCUUCAAUGAGUCAUAAUGUUGUUGUGAAUAAUUCAUUUCCAAAGUCUCACUUAUUAUUAACAACAUCAUCGUCAACAAGAACUUCUGUUACUGUUGGAGUAUCUUCCAAUAAGUCUAUCGGUACAGCAAAUCGUAUAGAUAACUUAACCAAUCAUGAAAUGUCAAAUUAUUUACUACAAUCUGCAAUAUUAAAUGGUUUAAAACGUGAACCACCAAGUGGCGGUUCAGUGCAUGACGGUACUGAUGAUGAAUCUGUUUUACCUUGUGACAAAAAUCCAAUAACCAAUCUGUCUGAAUAUCCUCAUUCUACUGAAUUCUGUUCGUAUUCACAUCAGAAUCCCAUUGUAUCUCAUUCUUCAUAUCAUAUUGAUGCAAUUAAUAAUAAUGUUCAUGUAAAUGGUAAUGCUGAUAAAACAAAUCCAAUUAUUGUAGUUCCUAAUAGAGAAUUUAAUUUAUGUACAAAUAAUAAUGAAAAAUACCAAUCAAUGCAUCAACAACUUGAUACACAUUCUAAUCCAACUCAUUGUUAUCAUUGUCAGAAUCACUGUAAUCCAUGUGCUAAUUCUUGUUCAUCGAAUAUAUUUGUCAAUGUGGACCAUAUGAUGAUGAGUGAAAAUUAUCAUCAUCAACAAUAUCCAUCAAAUAUUAUGUUUACAUCAACUAUACCAAAUUAUGAUCCUGGUCUACUCACUCCACCAUCUCCGGAUAUUGUCAAUGUGAAUGAAGUGCAUGAUGAUAAUAAUAGUAGUAAUAAUCAUAAUUAUAGUAAUAAUUAUAUAACAAACAUGUACGAUAAUCACCCAUGUCCUAAUUUAGUUCUUCACACUAGACGUCGUCAUCCUCGUUCAAAUUCAUGUUGUUUUAAUCAACCGCAACAAUCACUUUCAUCAUCAUUUAUUCACCCUGCAAUGAUUACUAGCUAUAAUAACAAUUCAGAGAAAAACGUGAAAUAUUUCGGCUUGAGUCAAUCAAUCAAUCAUUAUUGUCAUCGUAAUCAUUGUUCAAUUCCUUGUACCAGUAAUUCACAACAGAACUUCAAUGUUUCUUUAUCCAAAUCGUAA